Clunio marinus is the source of this 1796-nucleotide messenger RNA. The record is from the annotation of a GenBank genome assembly. NCBI's taxonomy places the organism in Eukaryota, Metazoa, Arthropoda, Insecta, Diptera, Chironomidae.
AUGAAAAUGUUUUCGAAGUGUUUAUCAAUGUUAAUCUUUUUAACUUUCGUGAAGUUGAUUGCAGCAACAUCAUUGUUUAGAGAUGAGUUAACUUAUCAAGAAGUCCGAAAUAAUAUUUUUGCUGCGGAAGAAUCCAUGAGAACCGGUGGGAAUGUUUACUUGAAUCCAAAAGAAACUAAAGCUGAUGCGAUAUUAUUGAAAUUAAAAAAUGAAACGAUAAGACGUGGAAUUUUUGAAUCUCGAAGUUAUUUACCAUCAAUGCACUUUUUCAAAGCGAAAUCAUUGAUUGAACAAGAUCCAAUAUUCGACAUUCUUAAAAAAGCUCCAAAAGGUGGAGUUCUUCAUCUUCACAACUCAGCAGCAGUAAGCAGUGAAUGGGUGAUCAAGAAUCUGACUUACAGAGAUGAUAUGAGAUUAUGCACCACAAAAGAUGGUCUGAAGAUAUUUAAUGUUAUGUAUGAUGCCUUCAAUUUACACUUUAUUUAUUAUUUGCAUUUAAAAAUCAAUAAUUUUUACAGAGAUCUUCAUAAACUAUGUGCAGAUGAACCAGUUUCAAUAUCAGCAACUCGAACAAAGGCUGAAAACAUUGAAGAAUUUGAUAAGAACUUGGAAAAGUUGAUUAAUUUAUAUACAACUCAGCCUGAAGUUGAUUACCCUGAUGCAAAUGCCGUUUGGACACGUUUUCAGAAUAUGUUCACAACAAUUCGAGGUAUUUUAGAUUAUGCGCCAACCUACAAAGCUUUUCACUGGAGACUUCUUGAAGAACAUUACGAAGACAACGUUAUGUAUGUUGAGUUAAGAGCUUCUUUAUGUCCAAUUGUCGAUGAAAAUGGGAAAACAUUGAAUAGUGAAGAUGUUGUUGAAAUUCUUUUUGGAAUCGUUGAAGGCUUUAAAAAGCAACAUGAAAACUUCCUUGGAAUGAAAAUCAUUCAAGCAAUUCACAGAAGUUUUAACAGAUCAAAAAUUGAAGAAAAAAUGGACAAAUUUGUGGAGUUGCAGAGAAAGUUUCCAAAUUUCAUAAUCGGAUUCGACUUAGUUGGUCAAGAAGAUCUCGGCGUACCUUUGAUCAGCUUCAUAGAGAAACUUAAAGACAUUUCCCAGAAUGGCCGCUUCUUCUUCCAUGCUGGUGAAACAAAUUUCUUCAAUACCGAAGCAGAUGUCAACAUUUUAGAUGCAAUUUUGAUGAACACAAAGAGAAUUGGACAUGGAUUCAGUCUUUUUAAGCAUCCAGUGUUAUGGUCUGCAAUUAAAGAGAAAGAAAUUGCUGUUGAAAUUAAUCCAAUUUCAAAUCAAGUUCUUCAUCUUGUUCAGGAUUUAAGAAAUCAUCCGGCAAGUUUUUAUGUCUCUGAAAAUAUUCCAAUCGUUAUUGGAAAUGACGAUCCAGGCUUUUGGAAUGCAAAGGGAGUGAGCUUCGAUUAUUAUUACGCAUUCAUGGACUUCACUCCAGCUGACGAAGGUCUGCAAGUCUUAAAACAAUUGGCUUGGAAUUCAUUAAAAUAUUCAGCAAUGACACCAAAGGAAAAGAAAAACGCUGCUGUUGUGUUUAAAGCUGAAUUUGAUGAUUUUGUCGAUUAUAUUUUAACAAAAGAAUAAUUUAAUUUCAGAGUGUUUAUGUGGGUUUGAAUGUCUGAAAUUUUAAACAAAUAUUAACACUCACAAGUAGAGAUUUUGAAUAAUUAGCAGCAUUUAACACUUGAAAUUAAUUUAUUUAAAGGAAGCUAAAAUAAAAUUUUAUUUGUGUUCUAACUGACAACUGUGACUAAUAAAAAACUUAAUUAUUGUUCAUCAAAUGUCGA